GAGGCCUUCCGUCAUCGAGAUGCGACCGGAUGGCUGUGUCGCCUAGUGCCUGUCGCAGUCCAGAGGUUCCGUCACCAGACGAAAUGGCGGAGGCUGCGGUGGUGGCGUGGGUUCGCGGCCCCGGCACCGUGUGGAAGGCGCUGCCGAGUGUCUCGGUUGGGUGCUCCGUGCGCGAUGUGAUCUACCGACACUGCCAGGAACAGGAAGUUCCUGUGGAAUGCUUCUUUGUGAAGUGCAAUGGAGUCCUCGUUGAUGCCGGUGAUGAGGUGCAGCAUGGAGCCGUGUACAGUUUGGAGCCCAGGCUUCGUGGGGGGAAAGGAGGUUUUGGGUCUAUGCUUCGAGCACUUGGUGCACAGAUAGAGAAGACAACCAAUAGAGAAGCCUGCCGGGAUCUCAGUGGGAGGAGAUUACGAGAUGUCAAUCAUGAGAAAGCGAUGGCUGAGUGGGUAAAACAGCAAGCCGAGCGAGAGGCUGAAAAGGAGCAAAGGCGCCUGGAGAGGCUGCAGCGAAAGCUUGCCGAGCCUGCGCACUGCUUCACCAGCCCCGACUACCAGAGGCAGUGCCAUGAAAUGGCUGAGCGUCUGGAGGACUCAGUCCUCAAAGGUAUGCAGGCUGCAUCCAGCAAGAUGGUAUCAGCAGAAAUCACUGAGACUCGGAAACGGCCUAACAAGUCAAAAACGGACCAGGAAACUAGUGCAAAGAAAAGGAAAUGCUUUUGGUUGGGCAUGGAUGGGCUGGAGGCUGCCGAGGGGUUCAGUACUGGAAGCUCAGAGGACAGCUCAGAGGAUGACAGUGAGGAUGCUCCUGGGACUUUGGAGCAGAGCUGCCGUGCUCGGGAAAAUGGCAGUGAUGCUGUAGAGGUGGCAGCCGACCGACCUGGCAGUUCUCAGAGCUCGGCCUCUGGUACACACUCCGAGUCACCUGAAAAACUUCAGCACCUCAUGACCGAGCCUGGGCAGGGCAUUUUGGAGAACGCAGGAACUGAGCCAGGAGAGACCUCUGACAAGGAGUACAACGAGAGGAAGACAGACACAGAGGAGACGCCAGCAAGGAAGGAAACAGAGAGUCCUGAGCCCACAGAAAAGGACCAAAAGACAGGAAUGUCUGGUGGGGACAGAGCUGCCGUGGCUUUGUCUGGAGAAGACAGGAAAAGUGUCCCUGCUGCUAAAAACAACUCAGGAGACACAGCUCUUGGUCUGGAAGCGGUGGAUCUGUCAGCAUUCAGCUCUGCAGCCGAGUUGGAGUCGCUGGGUUUGGAGAGGCUCAAGUGUGAACUGAUGGCCCUUGGACUGAAGUGUGGGGGGACCCUGCAAGAGCGCGCAGCCAGGCUCUUCUCUGUCAGAGGCCUCGCAAAGGAGCUCAUUGACCCAGCUUUAUUUGCCAAGCCUUCCAAGGGGAAGAAGAAGUGAAUUUCCUUGGCACACUUCCUCCGCUGUGACAGACUUGUGGCCCGUGUUCCUUUUGAUACUAAAAGCCAAUUUUUUAAUAAUUUGGAUCUAACUAGUCUCUUUUCAAACUAGUCUCUCUUCAGUGGUACCUGGGCUUGAGGUUUUCAUUGGAGGAGAAAACUUUUGUAUGUUAUUUUUCUGUUUUUGAUGUUUUUGUAAGAGACUUCCUCUGUAGCCCAGACUGACCAAGAACUGUGUGGUUCACUUUGGUCUCAAACUUGCAGUGAUCCUCCUGUCUCGCAUGAGCUGCUGUGCCUGCUUUGUCAGAGGUUUAUACAUUUCUUUGGCUUUAUAUACUGUGUCACUUGAGUAAGAUAUUUUCAAAAAAUUUAUUUGUGUAACCCAAAGCAGUCAGGUUUGUAGACACAGAUAUUCAUAACAUUCAUUUUAAAAACUUGUUUCUCUUUCUAGGAGAGAGAGAAUGAGAAUAUGAAUGUGUGUGUGUGUGUGUGUGUGUGUGUGUGUGUGUGUGUGAGACCAGGGAUGGAGCCUAGCUGCUUCCAGGCCUCUCACUGGGGAUUUUUAUUCUAGCUAGGGACCUGUUUUGUUUGGUUUUCAAAGAAUCAGUUUUUUUGUCUUUGUGGAUUUUUCUCAGUUGUUGAUCUCAUUGGCGUUUGAAUUGUAUUUCUCCUACAUACCUUGUGUUUAUCAUUUUUCUUUAGCUCCUUAAUUCUUUGAUCACUGAUUAUAGAUUUUAUUUUUUUUAUUAUUAUUAUUCUUAGUGUAUUGCCCAAUUAGCAAAUGUCUGUAUUUUCUGUAAAUGUUUUAUUGAUAGUGACUAUCUGACUAUUCAGGACAGAAGGUACCUGGCAUCCUUUUUGUGACUGACCCAGGAUGGGGUCUGACAUGAUCUGUGUCGUGUGUGUUGGAAAGAACGUACCCUCAGUCGGCAGCAGGGUGGGUGCUGGACACCUAUCAUGUGAGGGGUUGGUCGGAUCGGUCAGAUGACCUGCCUUCGCUGGUUUAUUUUCAUGAGGAACUAAGAGCAAACUCAAAUCUCAAUUAGGAUUGUGGCAAUUGCCUUUUUUGAGAUUAAAAAAAACUUCAUCAGCGUUUGCUAAGUUAUCAGUUAUAUAUUAAUUCAGUGACUUUAUAUGCCUGGCUCUGGGCUGGAGAGACUGCUCAGUUCUACGAGCACUGACUGCUCUUCCGAAGGUCCUGAAGGUCCUGAGUUCA
Mus caroli (Ryukyu mouse) is the source of this 2624-nucleotide messenger RNA. It is a transcript of the gene Sde2, whose product is annotated as spliceosome associated SDE2. Gene Ontology annotation, cellular component: nucleus. NCBI's taxonomy places the organism in Eukaryota, Metazoa, Chordata, Mammalia, Rodentia, Muridae. The record is from RefSeq and is a predicted model, not a curated record.